GUCUUCUUUGUGCUCUUUAAUGAAGUUAACUCUCGGCGAGCCGCACAGACUCUCCAGAGCCGAGGAUGAGGAGCACCUGAAAGACAUGGCUGGCUCUCCUCAUCCGGGAUUCGGGAAUUCUGGGAAGUGUUUCCUGAUCGAGAACCUGCUGCGUCCCGAGAGAUGCCCGGCGGCUCGGGGCCCGCCGGGGCCCCUGAUGAAGAGGUGUGUCCCUCACGCUCCGUCAGUGAUCAGUGUGUCUCUGCCUCGCUGCGCUGGACCUGUGCUGACCGCUUCUCCUCUGUUCCCCAAGAUGCUGUGGAGCCCAGCGCUGAGCUCCAGGACUCGGACGGGGAUCCUCAGACGAGCCGUGUUUUCUGACCAGCAGAGACGAGAGCUGGAGAAGACCUUCCACAAGCAGAAGUACAUCAGCAAGACUGAGCGCAACCGGCUGGCCAGUGACCUCUGUCUGAAAGAGACGCAGGUGAAGAUCUGGUUCCAGAACCGCAGGAUGAAGUGGAGGAACUCCAGAGAGAAGGAGAGCACGUACUCUGGGCCGCAGAACACACACACACACACACGCGCUCACACACACACACACGCUCACACGCUCACACACACACACACACACACGCUCCGAGCAGACGACACGUCCCACAGGAGAACAGACUCUUGAUGCCCGACAUCUCGACCCAGACAGCCUGGAAACAACAAACUUUACAUGUUUCUAUUCGUUAACAUGAAAAGAAAUUACAAUUAUGAGAUACUGCAUCAGGGUUAUGACAUUAAAAUUAUGUGUCACAAUUCUCAUAUUUAACAUCAUAUAUUUUGGAGUUUUAUUUUACUAUUUUUGAGUUUUUUGGGGUAAAAAUAUAAGGUGUUAAGUCAGAAUUGCGAAAUUAAAAAUCUAAAUGAUGAGAUACUAAAUCAUAAUUUUGAAAUUAAACAGAAGCUGAAUCAUAAUUAUGAUGAAAGUCAAAAAUGAGAUAAUAAAAAGUUGUUGCAAAUAUUUCUGUGGUUGCUAGGCUGUUGCUAUGUGGAUCCAAAUGCAUUUUGGGUGGUUGCUAGGCUGUUGCUAUGUGGAUCCAAAUCUAUUUUGGGUGGUUGCUAGGCUGUUGCUAUGUGGAUCCAAGUGUGUUUUGGGUGGUUGCUAGGCUGUUGCUAUGUGGAUCCAAGUGUGUUUUGGGGGGUUGCUAGGCUGUUGCUAUGUGGAUCCAAGUGUGUUUUGGGUGGUUGCUAGGCUGUU
This is a messenger RNA of Puntigrus tetrazona (Sumatra barb), 1225 nucleotides long. It is a transcript of the gene dbx2, whose product is annotated as developing brain homeobox 2. NCBI's taxonomy places the organism in Eukaryota, Metazoa, Chordata, Actinopteri, Cypriniformes, Cyprinidae. The transcript is spliced from 4 exons. Gene Ontology annotation, molecular function: DNA binding; DNA-binding transcription factor activity, RNA polymerase II-specific. The record is from RefSeq and is a predicted model, not a curated record. The coding region runs from base 20 to 655 and encodes 211 amino acids. Gene Ontology annotation, biological process: regulation of transcription by RNA polymerase II.